AUGGCUCGUGUCCUCUCCAUUGUUGCAUUGGGCCUGUUUUGCAGCCUUCCAUCCACUUUGGCUGUUAGAACAAAACUUACCGGUGAGCAGAAUGAAGAGGAAUUUAUUGCUUUCCGUUUGCUUAAGGCGAGCAAUGGAGUCUCGAAUUACCUUGGUAGGGUCAUUCAUGACUCUCCUGGCCAAGAUUUGUUCGUGUUUCCGACUCCCCACACAACAGUGGACCACCAUGGAGUUCAUGAGGAGGAUGACAACUCGAACUCGGAAGUGGCAUUUGACGGGGACGGGUCCGUCGAAGAGAGCAGUUUGUCGAGCAAACCGGAAUUUAUCGAGGCCAACUGUGGAAUAUUGACCGUGCUUGGCGGGCUUGCGAUCGAUGAGUCAGUCAAGGUAACGGCCAAUGGGUGGGAAAAUGAGACGUUGGACUUCAUUGUUUACCUCGUCAGCGAUGAUACUUCAAGUUCUGCCCAGUCAAGACUUGCCAAGUCCAAUACUGUACAACAAGUCUCGGAGGAAAGCGAAGAUGAGCAUGUUGCUGAGCCUAUACUCGCCGUGCGUAUUCCCGGUGUCCAAGGCGAUAAAGAAAAAUCUAAUGAGGGACCCGCUGUCUUACUAUAUCAGAGCGACCCCUCGAACCCUACGGAGAUUCCCUUGGAUACUCCAGCAGGCCCCACUACACCGUUCAUGAUUAUACUCAAACAGUUGUCCUACACAGAAAUGCAGGUUACAGUUUACACGUGGAUCUCUGGGAGGGUUUCGAGGAGAAGUGCCACCGGUCGGUGGCACUCAACUGCUGUCAAUGCGGGCACCGGUAUGCAAGCGCGAAACUUCCGGCUUCACGUGAAUAACAGCGCACCUAAGGCUCUCAGGGUUUAUGGCCCCCGUUCCGGUAAUUGGCUGACUGCCGAAGAGGGCACAUGUGACCAAGUUGACCCUCCCUUGGUAGAAGUCGUUCCAUCGACUGAAGCGGAGCCUGAAGUUGUGCUUGAAGCGGAGCCUGAAGUUGCGGCCGAGGCGGAGCUCCUGGCGAAAGCGCAUGUAGCAACUUCUGCCAGCCAAGAGGAGCCAUAA
Messenger RNA from Cyclospora cayetanensis, 1068 nucleotides. RefSeq lists its product as uncharacterized. Bases 1 to 1068 code for a protein of 355 amino acids. NCBI's taxonomy places the organism in Eukaryota, Apicomplexa, Conoidasida, Eucoccidiorida, Eimeriidae. The record is from RefSeq and is a predicted model, not a curated record. The transcript is spliced from 5 exons.